This is a messenger RNA of Phytophthora nicotianae INRA-310, 372 nucleotides long. RefSeq lists its product as hypothetical. The transcript has 2 exons. The record is from RefSeq and is a predicted model, not a curated record. The coding region runs from base 1 to 225 and encodes 74 amino acids. NCBI's taxonomy places the organism in Eukaryota, Oomycota, Peronosporomycetes, Peronosporales, Peronosporaceae.
AUGGGCAAACUGUACAAAGCUGAAGUUGGUCGACGUUUCUUACGCUUAAUCUUUGUAUGGCGUGAACAGACGUACGGUUCCGGUGCAAGAUUGGAUCCCGUACAUCCUCGAUGCAACAAGAUCAAUGGCAUUGCCAAGCAGGGUCCAGUGCUUGGUUGCGAUUCUGAUGCAAGCGCCGGCGUCAAGUGCUUGGACUUUUCCUCCUGCUCGUCCAGGGUCGACUAGCUGAAUUCCUGGAGCAAAGCACGCCUUUGUAAAGCUUGCCGUUCCUUGCCAGCGACGAAUCAGUAAUUCAUGAGGCGAAGCUUAGUAAGCUUGCACGUGAUGUAUUCAUCCGAGUCAGCUCGGAACCGGAUGUCUGUAUCCUUUGAG